CACACACACACACACAUAUUUCCUUCAGUUGUGUUGGGUGAGGAUCACUGUGUAUCAGCUUAUAUCAGGAAUCUCUUCCUCUGAACUGGUUUGUGGAUAAACAGAAAUACACCGGAUUGUCAAAUGGUUUCCACCUUUCAUAAAACUAAAAGUUUUACAAGAACAGCAGCUACCAUCUCUGUAAUGUUCUGUGUCUUAACACUUAACUUGGCCGUUACAUCUGUCGCACAAGAGACGACCACAAUUGAUUCUCAUCCUGUUGACCCCUGCUUCAACUACAAUGUGCUGGAUAAUGCGUGGAGAGCCACCAAUAGACAAUCUUACAUCCCCAUGUGUGACCAGUCUGUCUCCUGGAGCGGCUGGUACCGUCUCUUCCUUUAUGGCUUUAGUGUUCAAAUCCCAGACACGUGUGUUGAGAAGUAUCGCUGUAGCACUACUGUCCCGCUGUGGAUACGUGGUGGACACCCAAAAGUGGAGGAUGGAGUUGUCAGUCGAGAUGUCUGCGGUCACUGGGACAAUUACUGCUGCUAUUACGGGUCUUUUCCUAUUAAAGUCAAAGCCUGUCCAGGAAAUUAUUUUGUCUAUGAGCUGGUCAGACCAACAACCUGCAAUUUUGCAUACUGUGCAGAUGUUAGCAGCAUUAACACCAGCUCUACAGCUGUCUUACCAGCACCCAUCUCAACUGAUUUUCAUUCUGCUGACCCCUGCUACCACUACACUGUGCUGGAUGAUCCAUGGAGAGCCAACAGCAGACAAUAUUACUCCUAUUACAACAACUACUACUACUAUAACUACAACUGCAACAACUACUACAAGUGUGACACCAAUGUUAUUUGGAGCGGCUGGUAUCGUCUCUUCAUUAACGGCCUGAACGCUCAUAUCCCAGACACGUGUGUUGAGAAGUACAGCUGUGGCACUGAAGUCCCACUGUGGAUCCAUGGUGGACACCCAACAGUUGAGGAUGGAGUCGUCACUCGAGAUGUCUGCGGUCACUAUAACGAUUACUGCUGCUAUUACGGGUCUUUUCCCAUUAAAGUCAAAGCCUGUCCAGGCAAUUACUAUGUCUAUGAGCUGGUUAGACCAACUUACUGCUGUUCAACAUACUGUGCAGACACUGGCAGCAUUAACACCAGCUCUACAACUGUCACACCAGUGACCAUCGCAACUGUUCUCUCUGUUGACCCCUGCUACAACUACACUGUGCUGGAUGAUCCAAGGAGAGCCACCAGUUACACAUAUACCUCCUCCAUGUGUGACAUCUCCGUUUCCUGGAGCGGCUGGUAUCGUCUGUUCUAUUACGGCUUGAAUGUUCAGAUCCCAGACACAUGUGUUGCAACAUACAGGUGUGGCACUGCUGCCCCGCUGUGGAUACGUGGUGGACACCCAACAAUUGAGGAUGGAGUCGUCACUCGAGAUGUUUGCAGUCACUGGAGCAAUAACUGCUGCAUUUUUGGAUCUUUUCCCAUUAAAAUCAAAGCCUGUCCAGGCAAUUAUUAUGUCUAUGAGCUGGUUAGUCCAACUUUAUGCAAUUCAGCAUACUGUGCAGACACUGGCAGCAUCUACAACAGCUCUCCAGCUGUUACAUCAGCGAGCAACUCAACUGCUGUUAAUAACAUCAGCAGCACUGACACAACAGUCACACCACAGAAUACCUCAGCUGAUCAUUUACUGUCAGUCACUUCCUCUACAUCUACCAGUCCCACUACUGAAGUUUCUUUACAGCCGGACACUUCCACACCAACUACCAGUUCAACAUCUACAGCUGUUAAUAACAUCAGCAGCACCGAGACAACAGUCACACCACAGAAUACCUCAGCUGAUCAUUUACUGUCAGUCACUUCCUCUACAUCUACCAGUCCCACUACUGAAGUUUCUUUACAGCCGGACACUUCUACAACAUCUACCAGUUCAACAUCUACAGUUUCUUUACUGCCGGUCACUUCCACACCUUCUAGCAGUUCUACUUCUACAGAUCAUUUACUGUCAGUCACUUCCUCUACAUCUACCAGUCCCACUACUGAAGUUUCUUUACAGCCGGACACUUCCACACCAACUACCAGUUCAACAUCUACAGCUGUUAAUAACAUCAGCAGCACUGACACAACAGUCACACCACAGAAUACCUCAGCUGAUCAUUUACUGUCAGUCACUUCCUCUACAUCUACCAGUCCCACUACUGAAGUUCCUUUACAGCCGGACACUUCCACAACAUCUACCAGUUCAACAUCUACAGUUCCUUUUCAGCCGGUCACUUCCACAACACCUACCAGUUCUACAUCUACAGAUAAUUUACUGUCAGUCACUUCCACAACAUCUACCAGUCCCACUACUGAAGUUUCUUUACUGCCAGUCACUUCCACACCAUCUACCAGUUCUACUUCUACAGAUCAUUUACUGUCAGUUACUUCCUCUACAUCUACCAGUCCCACUACUGAUGUUUCUUUACAGCCGGACACUUCUACAACAUCUACCAGUUCAACAUCUACAGUUCCUUUUCAUCUGGUCACUUCCGCAACAUCUACCAGUUCUACUUCUACAGAUCAUUUACUGACAGUCACUUCCACAACAUCUACCAGUCUCACUACUGAAGUUCCUUUACAGAAGGACACUUCCACAACUUCUACCAGUUCUACAUCUACAGUUCCUUUACAGUCGGGCACUUCCAUUACUUCUAUCAUUUCUACUUCAGUUUAUUUACAGAAGAACACUUCCGCAACAUCUACCAGUUCUACGUCUUCAGUUCCUUUACAGCCAAUCACUUCUGCAACUUCUACCAGUUUUACUUCUACAGUUUAUAUACAGCAUGUCACAUCCACUACAUCUGUCAGUCCCAGUACUACAGAUCCUUUAAAGCUGGUCGUUUCUACAACAUCUACCAGUUCUACUUCUACAGGUCUGAACUUUACUCUGGAUGGAUGCAGGGCCACAGGACGAUGUGAAAAUCUUCUUGAGCAGAUAGAGAACAUCACUGCUGAAGUUCUCCCUUUGACUGAUGUGACCAAAAUUUUGGAUGUAGUCCUCAACUUUUCAGAGAGGGUUUUAGUGUCAUCAUCAGCUGACCCAAAUAAACUGGUGUCAGAUGGAAACCGUUUGUUAAAAGCCAGUGAGAAGCUGGUGUCCAUGCUGGUGAAGCCGACAGACACAUAUGCCAAUGUCAGUUUUACUCUUGACACUCUAGAGGUUCAAGUCUUCAUGGUUGGACCAAAUGCCACCUUAAAUAAAAUCCCUCGACUUGAAACAAAAAAUUCAUCUGUGGACAUUGAUCUCAUUGGGAUCGCCAAGAACAAUAGUGAAAGAUCAGCUGCUGUGGCUUUCAUGAGUUAUAACACAAUGGAGAAUCUACUGAAGCCAGACUUCUUCAACACAUCAAAUGACAUGGUUAAAACCAUGAUGUCCACUGUGAUCUCAGCUACUCUUCCCAAAACCACAAACUCUAAACUCACCAAACCAGUCAACUUCACCCUCAAACACAUUAGAAAGCUUGUUCCCAACGGUUCUCUGUCCUGUGUGUACUGGAAUAUCAGUGAGUGGAUUGUAGAUGGUUGUUCGGUUUUAGAGACCAACAGCAGUUACACUGUGUGUUCCUGUGUUCAUCUGUCGACAUUCGCUCUCAUCAUGCAAACCAGCCGCCCAUCAGAGAGAGACUCACUGCUGGAGCUGUUGAAGGUCUUGAAUUUGGUGUGUGUGCCCGUGGGACUGGUGUUCUUCAGUUUGGCGCUGUUGACCUUUGCCAUUUGUCAGUGGAGUCCUGGAGUGAAUAAUGUGGCUCGAAUCAACCUCUGCAUCAGUCUUCUGUUGGCUCACCUUCUGUUCCUGCUCACACAACAGUUUGUGAGUCUCAUAAACCCUCAUCAGGUGUUGUGUGCCGUGAUAUCAGGAGUGCUGCACUUCCUCUUUCUCUCCGGCUUUGUGUGGAUGUUAAUUGAAGCUGUGCUGCUCUUCAUCUGUGUGAAGAACCUAUCACAGAUCAGGUCCUCAAAGAGGGCUGUACUUAGCAGUCGAUUCCUGUGUGUGAUUGGCUAUGUGGUUGGUCUGGUUGUGGUGGGUGUGUCUGCUGUGGUGGAUCCUAAAGGCUACGGAAGCGAAGACUGCUGGAUUAAAAUGGAUAAAGGUUUUUUCUGGAGUUUUCUGGGACCUGUUGCGGUCAUAAUUGCCUUAAAUAUGAUUCUUUUCAUCAACAUCAUCAUCAGUCUGAACUUGACUUUGAAAAAUCGGAACCCUGAAGUUUCACAGAUGAAACAAACCAAGACUAUGACAUUUAAAACACUGGCUCAGUUUGUGGUUCUUGGGUGCUCCUGGAUUCUGGGUUUCUUCACUAACGGCAGGAAGGAGCUGGAGAUCCUCUUCCUGAUCUUGAACUCCCAGCAGGGAACCUUCAUCUUCUUGGUCUAUUGUGUCCUCAAUAAUGAGGUCAGACAACAGUACAGGAAUUGGUGGAGAGCUGUCCUUCCAAACAGAGUCAGCAAAAAUGUCCAGAUGAGAUAUGAGACAAAGGCCAUAAAUCCCUAUAAAGAAUAAUUAAAAAAAAAACAGUAGGGGAAACAGUAAACAAGUUGUCCAGGUUAUGUCAAUGUAAAUCACCAACUCUUGUUUUCUUGUUAUUUAAAUGAGUGAGAUAUUGAGAAAUUCCUUAUUCGAGCAAUUUGAACAGUGCAUUUCAAUUUAAUGUCAAACAACACAACCUGUAGCAUGUAUGUUCCGUGUUUCCCCUUUUAUUGUGUGUUUGGUUUUGUCCUGUGACCUAGCUUUCCUUUGUUUAACUAAUGUAAAAUCAGCAUUAUUCUUUUCACUCAAAAUCAUAUUUUUUUUUCAUUGUAUGAACUCUGAUUAUUUUAUUUUGAAAAUAUUGUUUGAUUUCAUUGUAUUGUCUUUUGAUUUAAUCACACUGGUUGGUAUAGUUUGAGUUUAUAUACGAUUUGGUAAUGAAGUGUACUGCCCCUUUAAGAGACACUUAACUUUGCCUCUCAGUUCAGGCUAAGCUAUUCUAAGAUGAGGACGUCUCGUGGCUCACAGAGACAAAGAUGAAGUUUUGAGAGAAGCUACAGAAUGCAUGUUUCUAGAUAUUAAUUCUUCGAUUUGUCCAGCUCUUCAUUGUUGAGAAAAUGAAGAGCCAGCUAUAGACCAGCCAUAGAAGUGUGGUGUCCAUUUGUUGUACACACACAACGCAGAGUCAACAGUUACAUUAGUCUCUUUAAUUAGUCAUUUCAUUCACCUGUGUCUUGUUAAUUAUUAGUUCCCUUUGUUUGGUCAUGCUUAUAAGCCGUCAGUUUUCAGUUAGUUUGUCGGUUUGUCUGUUCUCGUGAACGUUAGUAUGUGUUUUACAAUAUUAGACUAAAACAAUAUUGUCAUUACACAAUAUGUAAGGUAACACUAUCAUACAAUAUUGUUAUCAAAGUCUAUCUCCUAGUAUUAUUCCUCAUCUUCAUGUGUUUCAUACCACGUACCGUGACAGCAGAACCGACCAAUACCGUAUCUUCAUCAGCCCAACUCCGAACAUAACGCCAGAGACCAGCCAACCACCACCACCAGUGAACGACAUGACAGAGAUGUUGUUUGAGGCCACCGCAGAAAUUAGAGACUGGCCACCCGCAAGAGAUGAGCCCGUACCGAGGAUAAGGACAGAGGGAUACAUUGCCUCGGAGCCUGGACCACCAACAGUCUGACCAGAUGCUCGAACCAGCAACACUGUACGUCACUGAGAGAGUGAUUGUGGAGUUCAAGGGCUGGGAGGAUAGCCCCACCCACAACCCUACUGCUAUGGAAAUGUGUAUGUUGAACUCUGGUAAAUGUUCUGAUGAGCUUAAGGACUUGUUUAAGGUAGACUUGAUAGAUCUUUUUUGGAGAGGUGAUUCCCUAUCCCUUGUAUCUCCAGCAGCCCUUUAUUUACAGAGUUCCUUGUAUCUCCAGCGCCCCCCUGCAUCUCCGGUGUCCCCCGAAUGCCCACACAGCCUCCCUCUCCCGCCGGAACAGGCUUUUUCAGCCUGUUCCUCAGCCCCACCAUCACUCCUGGCCUUCAGCCCUUCUGCAUCUCCCACAUGACAGGUGGAGAUGCCAAAUGUCUUCAGGCCAUCAGCUCCAUCUAACACAGAGGAUCCCGUCUCCACCUCGAGCAUCUGUGCCCAUCGCUGCAUCGCUGGCUCUGUCUGGAUAACCCUUCCCCCCGGCUCUGCCUUCGUCCUUGGUCCCACCGGUUCAGCCUCUGUCCUCUGGUUUCCCAGCUACAUCUCAGACUCCCAUCGCCACAGCUGCACCAUGGCCUCCAGUACCAUCAGCAGCACAUUGCACUAGAUACGGUGCGAGGACACACCUUUUUGGGAGGAGGCGUAUUCCUCCUCUGAACCUACUUGAACCUACUCCUUUCAUUGUGUAUUUGGUUCUGUCCUGUGCUAGUUUUCCUUAGUUUGUUUAGUCAAUUCAUUCACCUGUGUCUUGUUAAUCAACUUAUUAGUUCCCUUUGUUCAGCCAUGCUUAUAAGCUUUCAGUUCUCCCUUAGGGGGCUUUCACACUGGCAGUUUAGUUCGGAACGUGGCACGGUUCACCUGAAAAAUUAGCUAAUGUGAACGCUGUCAUGGGACCCGGGUGCGCACUGGGGUACCGAACCCGAGACUACCUGGUGGAGGUAGAUCUGAGUUCGGUUGCUCCCAAACCGUGGCACGGUUCGUGUGAAUGUGAAAGCAGCACGGACUCGGGUGCGCACCUGUUCAGGAAGUAAAGUGUUGAUUAUAAUAUAUUUAGUUAAAUAAAACAAGUUAGGGAUGACAGUGUUGAUGAUUUACCUUGGAUACAAGCAAGAGUGAGCCUGCAGUGUAUUUGUGCAUUGCACGUGGAAUCAGAGCAACACAUUUGUAAAUCCACUGUCUCCUCAAAAGAGUCCAUUUGCAAGCAGCAGAAGCCCACCUUAUGUGACACAUGCACAGCAAACCUGUAUUUUUCACUCAACUGCGCAUAAUAACAGCAAAUUAAUAAAACACAAUAUUGACCCGCGUUCUGUUUUCUGUCAUGCGCCAUUGCACGUUUGUGAUGACGUAAGAUGCACGCAAACGCACCAGGGUUCGAUAGAAUCAAGUUGAGUGUGAAACCAGACCAACGCUGCGGAAGGGGGCGCCGGGAACAAACGCGCACGGGCUCGUACCGCAGCAAAUGAUCCCAGUGUAAAAGCCCCCUUAGUGUCUGUCGGUUCAUGAUAAUGUUAGUGUGUGUUUUACUCCUGCAUUUAUUCCUUGUUUCCAGAAUAUUGUUAUUAAAGUCCAUCUCUUAGUAA
This is a messenger RNA of Pimephales promelas (fathead minnow), 7261 nucleotides long. Lineage: Eukaryota; Metazoa; Chordata; Actinopteri; Cypriniformes; Leuciscidae. The record is from RefSeq and is a predicted model, not a curated record.